Molecule: messenger RNA, 1047 nt
Organism: Cutaneotrichosporon oleaginosum
Lineage: Eukaryota; Fungi; Basidiomycota; Tremellomycetes; Trichosporonales; Trichosporonaceae
Biological process (GO): RNA catabolic process
Cellular component (GO): nucleoplasm; ribonuclease H2 complex
Source: RefSeq, a predicted model, not a curated record
AUUGCCACUCACUCACUCUUGUCUCCGUCCUCCGCGCCAUGACGGAAUACAUCGCCAUCUUGCCAGAUGCCGUCGAUGCCUCAGCACACACAUACCUCCGCCUCCCGCACCCGCGGACAGGCGCCCCCCAACUCUACCUCCCCACACCAACAUCCAUCUGCGAAGUUUCCAAGGUCUCCGGCGCGCAAGGACGAACCUGGUUCAUUGGCGACAGCGUGUCUCACGGCGCCAUGCUCCUCCACCACCCGAUCGACCCGCUCUUCCUCGCCAUCCCGCUGGCGCUCAGCCUGAUUCCUACUGGCCGUACCGCCCCCUUCCAGCCCCUCGGCGACCUCCUCUCCUCCGUCGUCGCAAGUUCCGCAUGGGAUCUGAAACCCGCAUUCGCACCCUCCGCCCCGCCGACCGCGGCGGAUAUCGCGCGCCUCGUCGAGAUCAAGGCGUUCCGGAAGGCGUUCCGCGCAUGUUGCGAGCGCAAGGUGAUUGAGGCUGCGGAUGACAGUGGGGAAGGGGUGGACGAAGCAGAAGGAAGCAGGCCGAGAUCUACAGCGUACUACCGCUCAUCACGCGAGGUGAUCCUCGAGCUUUUGAGGAGAAAGGUGGAUCGCCUGGCGGAUGAGGCAAACUUCAGCAAGUUCGACCACCUCGUGCGCGGGCUCGGCCGGGACGGUUUGCUUGAGACUGGGGCCGAUCCCGUUCUCGUUCAAGCCGCACGGAACACCGCCGCCAUCGAGCACAUUGCGCAGUAUCUGCCCCCAUUACUCCUCCCAAUGCUCAUUGCAUCCUAUGACAUGGCCGCGUACAACAGGUACCUCCAAGACCGCAGUGCCGCCGCCCGAGCAGCUGAGGCGCCCAUCAUUGUUGAGAAGAAGGAGAAGGAGAACAAGCGUAAACUUGCAAAGACCGAGAGUAGUCGCGGCGUCGAGGCACUCAAAAAGGUUAAUACCAACGGCAUGGCCAAAAUGACGAGCUUCUUCAAGCCAAAGACCAAGUAGUAGAGCCAGUCAUGUAGCCUGGCCUCGCCUGAUGUAUCCAUAUAAUGUACUACAC